Molecule: messenger RNA, 192 nt
Organism: Penicillium samsonianum
Lineage: Eukaryota; Fungi; Ascomycota; Eurotiomycetes; Eurotiales; Aspergillaceae
Exons: 1
Coding region: 1-192 (63 amino acids)
Source: RefSeq, a predicted model, not a curated record
AUGGAGGAUGAUGAGGCUGGCGACGAUGAGGCUGCCGACAAGUGCCGGGCUGAUGAAUACUUCAAGACGAUAAAUCUGCCCUCCGAUGGCGCGGCCAAUAAGUUGUCAAAGAAGAACAAUCUCAUACAGGGCAAAUGCAAGAAGAACAGCGAGAUGGACCUCUUUAAUCAGAAGCUGGAAUGCGUUAUUUAA